Molecule: messenger RNA, 2235 nt
Organism: Jaculus jaculus (lesser Egyptian jerboa)
Lineage: Eukaryota; Metazoa; Chordata; Mammalia; Rodentia; Dipodidae
Gene: Zbtb45
Product: zinc finger and BTB domain containing 45
Exons: 3
Coding region: 634-2235 (533 amino acids)
Biological process (GO): regulation of cytokine production; negative regulation of transcription by RNA polymerase II; regulation of immune system process
Molecular function (GO): RNA polymerase II cis-regulatory region sequence-specific DNA binding; DNA-binding transcription factor activity, RNA polymerase II-specific; protein binding
Source: RefSeq, a predicted model, not a curated record
GCCUGGGUUUCUGGUGGCUGCACGGGGUGCAGUCGUGUGGGGCCCGAGGGUGGGCUCCGGGCUCGAGGGUACAGAGCGAGCCAUGGUAUAGGAUAAGAAGCAAGGUGCCUGGAGCAAAGUGCACGACGUGGGCGAAGGCUUGGCAACGAAUAUGUUGCCCUAGAUGUGGGAGGUGCCUUUGUUCUGAGGGCGUCUAAGAAGGCCCUGCUGCACUGGGCGAGGAAUGGAGCCCUGCGGGGAGGAGGGGAGGUUGAUUUGAAUGAGGGGUUCAAGCCCCGUGGGGUGGUACACAGGUUGGAGAAGGUCUGGCAGAAGCUGGUGCAGGGAGCUUGACUUGUUUUGCUUGAGGAAUUAAUUAAUUCAUCACCGUAGAGGGACCGAUCUGCUAGUUCUAAGCAUGUUCCCUCUGGCUGCUCUGUGGGGAAAGGCCCGUGGCGGAGAUGUGGAGGGAAUAAGGUGACUUCACCAGUCCAGGUCACUGGUAGCUGGCAAUAUAUGUGAGAUAAACCGGGAGAAAGGGAAGGGACUAGCUUCAGGAAAAAGAAGGAAAUUUUUGCCUAAGGAGCCUGACGUGUUGAAUCUGUAGAGUUGUGGGUGUACAGACAGGAUUUAGUGGGGCUCCACUUAGUGGUGAUGGCGCCCUGGAUAACACAGUUUGGUGCACAGAUGGCAGCAACAGAGGCAGUACACCAUAUCCACCUGCAGAACUUCUCUCGCUCGCUCCUAGAGACCCUUAACGGGCAGAGACUGGGCGGGCACUUUUGCGACGUGACGGUACGCAUCCGUGAGUCUUCGCUGCGGGCCCAUCGCUGCGUGCUAGCCGCCGGCUCGCCCUUCUUCCAGGACAAGCUACUGCUGGGUCACUCCGAGAUUCGCGUGCCGCCCGUGGUGCCCGCGCAGACAGUGCGCCAACUGGUCGAGUUCCUCUACAGCGGCUCGCUCGUGGUAGCCCAGGGCGAAGCGCUGCAGGUGCUCACGGCCGCGUCGGUGCUUCGCAUCCAGACGGUCAUCGACGAGUGCACGCAGAUCAUCGCGCGUGCCCGCAUCCCUGGCACCUCCGCGCCCGCGCCCCUGCCCGCGCCCGUGCCCCCUCCGCUUGCACCCGCGCAGCUACGCCACCGCCUGCGCCACUUGCUGGCCGCGCGCCCCCCGGGUCACCCUAGCGCCGUGCACAGCCGCAAGCAGCGCCAACCUGCGCGCCUGCAGUUGCCCGCGCCCCCAGCCCCGAUCAAAGCCGAGGGCCCCGAUGCUGAGCCAGCGCUGCCCACGGCCCCUGAAGACAGAGGUGAGGAAGACGACGAGGAGGAGACCGAUGAAGAGACCGACGCUGAGGAUGGCGAAGGUGGAGGCCCGGGUGAGGGCCAGGCGUCCUCUUUCCCCGACUGUGCAGCUGGCUUUCUCACCACGGCUGCCAACAGCGUGCGCGAGGACCCCCCUGUGUCCACUGGCCUCGCUGACUAUGGUGGUGCCGGCAGAGACUUCCUUCGAGGGACUGCAGUGGCCGAGGAUGUAUUCCCAGAUAGCUAUGUGUCCGCUUGGCAUGAGGAAGAUAGCGCUGCCCCGGAAAGUUGUCCCACAGAGACCCCUGCUCCUCCUCCCCCUCCCGACUGCGCCCUGGCUGGGCCUCGUCCAUCUGGCAUGAAGACCCAGGGGCCGCCUGUGGCCCUCUUCCCCUUUCACCUUGGUGCCCCGGGGCCACCCGCGCCAACCCCUCCUGCCCCAUCGGGACCAGCACCGGCACCCCCACCGGCCUUCUACCCCACGCUCCAGCCUGAUGUGGCGCCCAGUGGUCAGCUGGGAGAAAACCCGGUCCCACCUGCCGCUUCUACCACUGCCCCCUCAGGCACAACUGUGCGCACCCCCCGUGCCGGUGCCGGUACCGGUACCAGUACCGAGCAACCCGCCUAUGAGUGUAGCCACUGCCGCAAGACAUUCAGCUCUCGGAAAAACUACACGAAGCACAUGUUCAUCCACUCCGGGGAGAAGCCACACCAGUGCGCAGUCUGCUGGCGAUCCUUCUCGCUGCGCGAUUACCUGCUCAAGCACAUGGUGACGCACACCGGCGUCCGCGCCUUCCAGUGCGCGGUCUGCGCCAAGCGCUUCACGCAGAAGAGCUCGCUCAACGUGCACAUGCGCACGCACCGGCCCGAGCGCGCGCCCUGCCCGGCCUGCGGCAAGGUCUUCUCGCACCGCGCGCUGCUGGAGCGCCACCUGGCCGCGCACCCCGCGCCCUGA